AUGGACUUAAAGACUGGCACAUUGCUUGUGGCGCCCGCGGUUAAGAACUCCAGUUGCUCCCACCCGCGCUACUCGGGCCACAACUUUAUUGUGCACAUUGGCAUUGCCGAGACCAUCGAGGCGGUGCUCAUUCUGGUGCUUACGCUAGGCGUAAUUGGUGCCAACUGCCUGGUCAUCUUUGUCAUCAACAAUCGACGCUACUCCGCCUAUAUACACCAACAGCCGCGAUAUCUACUCACCUCGUUGGCAUUAAAUGACCUGACAAUCGGUCUGCUAAUUACGCCGUUCGGCCUAAUGCCAGCAUUGUUUCAUUGUUGGCCAUACGGCGAGAUAUUCUGUCAGAUACAGGCCCUCCUGCGUGGCGCACUCUCGCAGCAGAGUGCCGUUAUACUCGUUUGCAUGGCCGUGGACAGAUAUAUGUGUGCGCUGCAUCCGCGCCGAUAUUACCAGCACUCAAGUAAAAAGGGUUGUGUUGCUAUACUUAGCUUAACUUGGAUAAUCAGCCUGACAGUGUUUGGCUUCCUCGUGCUGCCCAAAGGCUAUUACUUCAACAACACGGGCCUAAUGGCCUGCGAGCCGUUUUAUAGCAAGCCAUCGUACCGCAUUUUAGCCACAUGUGCGCUCUAUUUUCCCACGACCAUGGUCCUCAUGUACUGCUAUGGCUCCAGCUUCCACAUGAGCCGUUUUCGGCUGAACGAUCCGACAAUGCCGCUGACCGCAGCGGUACAUCAUCCGCAUCCACACCAUCCGCCUCAGCAGUCACAACAGCAUCAUCAGCAGCACCAGUCACAUCAUCCGUUCAGCCACGGACAUGGACACUCGCACCACUCUCAUCACCACCACCACGGGUUGGGACCAACCACCACGCCAGUCAUGAAUCUGAGCAUGGCCAUGAGCAUGGGCCUGGCUGGCAUGCCGAGUAUGACAAAUAAGAUUACCAAAAAGAUUGUGCCCAUACAGGAGAAGAACUCGGCUGGUUCCACGUCACGUUCUAUGGCGGCCAUCUCAUUGGGUUUCAUUGUUAUGGUCACACCCUGGACCAUUCAGGAGAUUGUCACUGCGUGCACGGGAUCCAAGCUGCCUCCGUUCCUGGAUUUUGUGGUCACUUGGACAGCUUUAAGCAACAGCUUGUGGAAUCCCUUCAUGUAUUGGCUGUUGAAUUCCGAUUUCCGGCGUCUGAGCCGUCAGUUGAUGCCAAACAAAUGCUUCCCCAAUGAGGAUACGCCCGAGCACAAAUCAGCUUGUUGUCACAUCAAUGCAAACGAUUUUGAAAUCACAACACUUCCGAUGCCACCCGAGCCGCCCUCCUCGCGACCACCCACAUCCAAUACUGGCGGUAGUGGCAACGGUGCAGGGGCAGGUGGUGGCGGUGGAGGGAUUGGUAGCACCAUUGGUGGCUCAGUACUAGGGAUUUGUGCACGUUCUCGUGCCAAUAGCCUCAGUCGCAGCGCAUCACAGUACAUCAGAGGUACACUGGGUGGUGGUGCUCACCACAGUCAUAGCCACCAGCGCGGUGGUUACGCAACUGUGCGACCCGAUAUCGAGGGACUGUCGGAAAAGUAUUGGGGCGAGAUACUCGAACGCACUGUCAGCUCAGGCAACCUGAAUGCCAUGCAGAAGAGCAUCCCACAUAUGCCUUACCACCACCAUGCCGGACAUCACACGCACCACCAACCACAGCAGCACCAGGUAGCCGCCGUAUCGGGCUCCGGCGCAACCAACACUAUGACGACGUCAUUCAGCAAGCACAGCGAUCUUAAUCUACACAUAUCCACGCAAGAAGCCACUGCCGCCGAGCUCAGCAAAUUCUCUAACUCGGAGCCCAAGCUGUGCGAGCAUCUCUUCCAUGAUGCCCACUGCGCGAAGAGUAAGGCCAACAGCGGCCUCACUGGAGACUCAACCACAGCCGCCAAGCUUGCAGCUGGGCGGAGCAUUCCGGACAUUUAGUACGCAGAAGACGUAAUACUCGCCAACAGCCAGAUAGCGCGCUCCAAAUGCGCCCACCAUCCGUUGCACCACCAGGCGCACACAAAGCCCCUCACCUUGCCCCUCAGCCAACCACAACACAC
This is a messenger RNA of Scaptodrosophila lebanonensis, 2069 nucleotides long. RefSeq names its product beta-3 adrenergic receptor. The transcript is spliced from 8 exons. The record is from RefSeq and is a predicted model, not a curated record. Gene Ontology annotation, biological process: neuropeptide signaling pathway. Bases 1 to 1947 code for a protein of 648 amino acids. Gene Ontology annotation, molecular function: corazonin receptor activity. Gene Ontology annotation, cellular component: membrane. NCBI's taxonomy places the organism in Eukaryota, Metazoa, Arthropoda, Insecta, Diptera, Drosophilidae.